GGCGCCGGGCUGGGGGGCUCGGCCGCCUCGUAUUUCCUGCAGCAGCACUUCGGGCCGCAGGUGCAGCUGGACGUGUACGAGGCGGCGAGCGUGGGCGGGCGCCUGGCCACCGUCACCGUCAACAAGCAGCAGUAUGAGAGCCGGGGAGCCUCCAUCCACGCCCUCAGCCUCCACAUGCAGGACUUCGUCAAGAUCCUGGGCCUCAAGCACCGGCGGGAGGUGGCCGGGAAAAGCGCCAUCUUCAGCGGGGAGCACUUCGUCCUGGAGGAGACCGACUGGUACCUGCUCAACCUCUUCCGCCUCUGGUGGCACUAUGGCAUCAGCUUCCUGCGCCUGCAGAUGUGGGUGGAGGAGGUGAUGGAGAAGUUCAUGAGGAUCUACAAGUACCAGGCACACGGCUAUGCCUUCUCCAGCCUGGAGGAGCUGCUGCGCUCGCUGGGGGGCGAGGCCUUCGUCAACAUGACCCAGCGCUCGGUGGCCGAGUCCCUGCUGGAGGUGGGUGUCACCCAGCGCUUCGUGGACGAUGUCAUCGCCGCCGUGCUGCGCUCCAGCUACGGCCAGUCCGUGCUGGUGCCCGCCUUCGCAGGGGCCAUGUCGCUGGCGGGAGCCCAGGGCAGCACCUGGGCGGUGGAAGGAGGGAAUAAGCUGGUGUGUUCAGGUCUGCUGAAGCUGACCAAAGCCAAUGUCAUCUCAGCCAGGGUGACGGGCAUCUCCCUGCACAGCUCGGAGGGGAGAGCUCUGUACCAGGUCCACUACGAGAGCACCGAAGGCCAGGGCUCUGCUUUCUACGACAUGGUGGUGGUGACGACUCCUCUGCACCCCAGCAGGAGCAACUUCACCUUCGAGAACUUCGACCCCCCCAUCGCCGACUUCCCCGGCGCCUUCCACCCCUCCGUCACCUCCGUGGUGCACGGCUACCUCAACUCCUCCUACUUCGGCUUCCCCGACCCCAAGCUGUUCCCUUUCACCAGCAUCCUCACCACCGACACCCCCGACCUCUUCUUCCACGCCGUGGACAACAUCUGCCCCGUCAACGUCUCGGCGGCGUUCCGGCGCAAGCAGCCGCAGGAGGCGGCGGUGUGGCGGGGGCGGGUGCUGUCCCGGCAGCCGCUGGACAAGCAGCAGCUCAAGACCCUCUUCAGGUCCUACUACUCGGUGCAGGUGGCCGAGUGGCAGACCUACCCCCGCUACGACGCCGCCAGGGCGCUGCCGCCCGUCGUGCUGCACGAGAACCUCUUCUACCUCAGCGCCGUGGAGUGGGUGGCCAGCUCCAUGGAGAUGGUGGCCGUGGCUGCCAAAAACGUGGCCCUGCUGGCCUACAACCGCUGGCAUCAGGAGCUGGAGAAGAUCGACCAGAAGGACUUGAUGCACAAGGUGAAGACGGAGCUGUGAUGCUCGUGAGGGGUGGUGGGCCAGGAGCUUGGGUGUGGGGUAGCCUAGGGGAGUAUUUAUUGCCUUGGGGAGGCCAGGGGGGCUGGGGGACAAGGGACAGUGUCCCAGUGACUUGAAGGCCUUCAGGAAUACAGGUCCUGCCCAGUGUUGCUGCGUCUGUGCCGUGUGCCUCGGUUUCCCUGUUCCCAGGCUCAGCUGGAAAGGAGCCUGUGCCUCCUCUUGAGAAAGGGUCACUGUG
This is a messenger RNA of Ficedula albicollis (Collared flycatcher), 1630 nucleotides long. RefSeq names its product prenylcysteine oxidase 1 like (gene PCYOX1L). The coding region runs from base 175 to 1392 and encodes 405 amino acids. Gene Ontology annotation, molecular function: prenylcysteine oxidase activity. The transcript has 6 exons. NCBI's taxonomy places the organism in Eukaryota, Metazoa, Chordata, Aves, Passeriformes, Muscicapidae. Gene Ontology annotation, biological process: prenylcysteine catabolic process; prenylated protein catabolic process. The record is from RefSeq and is a predicted model, not a curated record.